UUAACGUCAUGUGUCAUUUGAUUUUGGUUUCCCUUUCGGGAUAGGUGUCAAAUUUCCUUUUUAAAAAUAAAUCUAAAAAUUUCCAAAUUUUGUAAAAUAAUUGUGAUAAACAAAACAAAAUAAACAUGCAGAAUCCCAAUGAAGAUACAGAAUGGAACGAUGUUUUACGAGCCAAGGGGAUAUUGCCCCAAAAAGAAAAGGAAAUAUCCGAAGAUCAAAUAGUUAACAUGAUUGAACAGACGAUACAACAAAAACAAGCCGAAAAGGACAAGCAAUUAUCAGAACUAGACCUCGACGGGCUCGACGAGCUGGAGGAUUCAGAGGAUGAAGCAGUAAUAGAGCAGUACAGGAGACAGAGGAUAGCUGAGCUGAAGCAGCUGGCGGAGAAGACCAAGUUUGGUGAGGUGCGGGAGAUCUCGGGGCAGGAUUAUGUGCAAGAGGUGAACAAGGCUGGGGAGGGGAUAUGGGUUGUCAUACAUUUGUAUAAACAGGGAAUCCAACAGUGUGCACUCCUCAACCUGCACCUCAAAGAGUUAGCAGCCAAGUAUCCAUACACGAAAUUCCUGAAGGCCAUCGCACAGACGUGUAUACCAAACUUUCCCGAGAGGAACUUGCCAAGUGUGUUUGUGUACUUUGAAGGAGACUUGAAGAAACAGUUUGUGGGACCACAUGAGUUGAGAGGCACUUCUCUCACUACUGAUGAACUCGAAUACUUAUUAGGACAAGUUGGUGCAGUGGACACAAAGAUCAAGGAUGACCCCAGGCCCAAAAUAAAGGACAAACUAUUCAUGGAUUUGGGCAAUAAUGAUUGGUGAUAAAAAUUAAGUGUGGACUUGUGCAAUUCAGUGUAAAUGUGCUUUUAUUUAUUAUGAAAUUAAAUACAGAUAUAUUUUGUAUCAAUAAAGUAUUGUUCUUAA
Colias croceus (clouded yellow) is the source of this 917-nucleotide messenger RNA. RefSeq names its product viral IAP-associated factor homolog (gene viaf). Gene Ontology annotation, biological process: protein folding. The coding region runs from base 126 to 815 and encodes 229 amino acids. Gene Ontology annotation, cellular component: cytoplasm. NCBI's taxonomy places the organism in Eukaryota, Metazoa, Arthropoda, Insecta, Lepidoptera, Pieridae. The transcript has 5 exons. The record is from RefSeq and is a predicted model, not a curated record.